UCAGAGAGACUUGGUUGUAGUGUUAGCUUUUCUGAAUGUGGAGGAAUAGAUAUCGAAGAAAACUGGGACAAGGUUAAGACAAUCUUUUUGCCAACGGGGACAUCCUUUACAUCAGAGAUUUGUGCACCACUUGUUGCUACUCUACCACUUGAGAUCAAAGGAGUAAUUGAGGAGUUCCUCAAAGUGGUUUAUACUUUGUUUCAAGAUCUGGACUUUACUUUCCUGGAGUUGAAUCCUUUCACGUUGGUCGAAGGAAAGCCUUAUCCACUGGAUAUGAGGGGAGAGCUUGAUGACACUGCUGCUUUUAAGAAUUUCAAGAAGUGGGAGAAUAUCGAAUUUCCAUUGCCAUUUGGAAGAGUGAUGAGUGCUACAGAAAGCUUUAUUCAUGGGCUAGAUGAAAAGACAAGUGCAUCUUUGAAGUUCACAGUCUUGAACCCCAAGGGGCGAAUUUGGACAAUGGUUGCUGGUGGAGGUGCCAGUGUCAUCUAUGCAGACACUGUCGGUGAUCUUGGAUAUGCUUCUGAGCUUGGGAACUACGCAGAAUACAGCGGUGCUCCAAACGAAGAAGAGGUCUUGCAGUAUGCCAGAGUUGUAAUUGAUUGUGCAACUGCAGAUCCUGAUGGCCGUAAGAGAGCCCUUGUGAUAGGUGGUGGAAUAGCCAACUUCACUGAUGUUGCUGCCACAUUUAGUGGUAUAAUUCGAGCUUUGAAGGAGAAGGAAUCAAAACUUAAAGCUGCAAGAAUGCACAUAUAUGUCAGGAGAGGAGGUCCAAACUACCAAAAGGGCCUUGCCAAAAUGCGGUCUCUCGGGGAAGAAAUUGGCAUCCCAAUUGAGGUAUAUGGACCUGAGGCAACCAUGACUGGCAUCUGCAAACAGGCUAUUGAGUGCAUCACUGCAGCUGCAUAGAGCAACCAACUCUGUAUUAUUCAAGCUUAAAUGUUUUGGUUUUCUUUCUAGCUUUGUGUUAGCAUGAUGUUGUUUGCCAAAGAUAAAAGAGAUUGAUUUGUAUUUAUGACAUUUUUCAUAAACGAGCAAUCAAAAAUGGGCUCUACUCUUUAGUAAUGAGUUUCAGCUUA
Messenger RNA from Nicotiana tabacum (common tobacco), 1076 nucleotides. NCBI's taxonomy places the organism in Eukaryota, Viridiplantae, Streptophyta, Magnoliopsida, Solanales, Solanaceae. The record is from RefSeq and is a predicted model, not a curated record.